Messenger RNA from Lichtheimia ornata, 918 nucleotides. RefSeq names its product serine/threonine-protein phosphatase 4 catalytic subunit. Gene Ontology annotation, biological process: double-strand break repair via homologous recombination; peptidyl-serine dephosphorylation. Gene Ontology annotation, molecular function: protein serine/threonine phosphatase activity. The record is from RefSeq and is a predicted model, not a curated record. The transcript has 10 exons. Lineage: Eukaryota; Fungi; Mucoromycota; Mucoromycetes; Mucorales; Lichtheimiaceae. Gene Ontology annotation, cellular component: cytoplasm; nucleus. Bases 1 to 918 code for a protein of 305 amino acids.
AUGGGACAGCUCGACAGACAACUGGAGCAACUUAGACGAGGCGAAAUCAUCUCGGAACCAGAGGUCAAGGAACUCUGUGACAAAGCAAGGGAAAUCUUGUUGGAGGAGGGCAAUGUACAACGAGUCGAUGCACCAGUGACGAUUUGUGGCGAUAUUCAUGGCCAGUUUCACGACCUUCAAGAGUUGUUCCGAAUCGGUGGCGAAUGUCCAGAAACCAACUACUUAUUUAUGGGCGAUUUUGUGGAUCGUGGCCUCUAUUCAGUGGAAACCUUUUUGUUAUUACUAGCUCUCAAAGUACGAUAUCCUGAUCGCAUCACAUUGAUUCGAGGCAACCAUGAGAGUCGACAAAUCACCCAAGUAUACGGUUUCUAUGAGGAAUGCAUUCGAAAAUUUGGAUCAGCCAAUGUAUGGCGAUACUGUUGCGAGAUCUUCGAUUAUCUUAGCUUGGCUGCGAUUGUUGAUGACAAGAUACUUUGUGUACAUGGUGGUCUUUCUCCCAGCAUCAAUACAUUGGAUCAGAUUCGAACCAUUGAUAGGAAACAAGAAGUCCCACAUGAUGGUGCAAUGUGCGAUUUGCUGUGGUCGGACCCAGAUGACAUUGCAGGUUGGGGCUAUAGCCCACGAGGUGCUGGAUAUCUCUUUGGUGGAGACGUAGUUCAAACUUUCCUUCAUACAAAUGAUCUCCAAUUGAUUGCACGAGCGCACCAACUUGUCAUGGAAGGCUACAAGCUGAUGUUCAACGACACAGUGGUUACAGUAUGGUCUGCGCCAAACUAUUGUUACAGAUGCGGCAACAUUGCAGCCAUACUGAAGCUCGAUGAUAACCUGAAUCAAGAGUACAAGAUUUUUGAUGCAGCACCACAGCAGGAGAACAGGGGACCUGUGCCAGCGAAAGCCCUUCCCGAUUACUUUUUAUAA